Sceloporus undulatus (fence lizard) is the source of this 1151-nucleotide messenger RNA. Its product is annotated as ras-related protein Rab-8A-like. The coding region runs from base 272 to 526 and encodes 84 amino acids. The record is from RefSeq and is a predicted model, not a curated record. The transcript is spliced from 2 exons. Gene Ontology annotation, molecular function: GTPase activity; GTP binding. NCBI's taxonomy places the organism in Eukaryota, Metazoa, Chordata, Lepidosauria, Squamata, Phrynosomatidae. Gene Ontology annotation, cellular component: synaptic vesicle; plasma membrane; endosome. Gene Ontology annotation, biological process: protein secretion; neurotransmitter receptor transport to postsynaptic membrane; regulation of exocytosis.
UUCUUUUUCCGUGGGGUGGGCUCCAGCAUCCCCUCCUCUCCUGCUGCUGCUGCCUCUGCUCCCCCUUCGCCCUCCUCCCCGGCUCUUCCUCAGGGGCUCCCCUUUGCUUCUGGAUUGCUUAAGGAUUUCCACCCAGCAGCCCCCUUCCCUUCCCUGCUGGGUCAGCCGUCUCUCCCCUGAGACAUGGCUUCUCAAACCCACCAGCAGCCCUCCACCUCCAUUCCCUCUCUCUCUCUCUCUCUCUCUCUCUCUCUCUCUUCCUCAGGGUAUCAUGCUGGUGUACGACAUCACCAACGAGAAAUCCUUUGAAAACAUUCAGAACUGGAUCAGAAACAUCGAAGAGCAUGCAUCCCCAGAUGUGGAAAAGAUGAUCCUUGGAAACAAAUGUGACAUGAACCACAAGCGGCAAGUGUCCCGAGAGCAAGGAGAGAAGGUGAGGCCAAGCAGGUGGCGCUGGCCUCCUGAGGGCUCUCUGCCAAUGGGUACUUGCCUGCAAGAAAGGGAGGCAUGGGGGCAUCAUCAAUAAGGAGGCUUGUUGAGGCAGGAAUGGAAUCAGGCUGGGCAUACUAGGCAGGCCCAGCCUAUCUCACUAUCAUUGGAGUUAGAGUUGCUUUUUUGGAUUACAACUCCUGCAGCCACCAUGGGCAGUCCCUGUCCCAACAAAGAAACACUGCCAAGUUCCAUUUAUUAUUUUUUCAGGGCAGCCCACAUUUAAUUUGCUGUUUGUGUUCAAGUAACAGAUAAAUGGUGGCAAUUUUUUUAAAAACCCAAAGAUUGUGUGUGUGUGUGCGCACACACACACACACUCCAUUAAGUGGGUUACUUUAGGUCCCAGAAUGUCUUGGGGAGGGAGUGCAUGUUUGUCUCACUUGUCUUUUAGCUGGGGCAAUGGCCUGUGGCAAAAAAGGGCCCAGGGAGUUAGAAGGGCUGGAUGAAGAACAUGUUGGCCAUUGGGUUGUUCUGCAACUCAGACAUUCUGUUGGAUUGCUGGAGCAGAGAGUGAGUGAGCAAGCAGAGGCUACGUUCUUUCUAAGACUAUAUACAGCUAUACACACACACACAUACCCAUUAGUGCAAGUUGAGCAGCAGAGAGACCCUCUGUCUGCUUGCCACUCUGGCCUGAGGAGGGAGCAAGCUUGUUUUCUGCUGCU